Molecule: messenger RNA, 2198 nt
Organism: Scylla paramamosain (green mud crab)
Lineage: Eukaryota; Metazoa; Arthropoda; Malacostraca; Decapoda; Portunidae
Exons: 2
Coding region: 750-1937 (395 amino acids)
Source: RefSeq, a predicted model, not a curated record
CUCACUUCCUUGAGCAGCAGACACUAGCAAUUAUCUGAGCCUUUGUUUUCAAACCACAUUUUCAGAGUUAGUUAGAUGGAAGGAUAGAUUACAAAGAAGUAUACACUUGUGAGAAUGUUUAUCCUGAAGAUCUUUGCAAGAUAUUUCAACUGAGAAAAUCAUAUUUCUGAAUAUCUAUGAUGAAUUAUUCAGAGCAAGUGAAACCCUUCAUUUGUUCUGUGACAGUGGAAAGUUAACAUGUACUCAGUGACCAAACAGUUAUUCUAUACUGACAACAAGAAAUUUAGAUGAGACGAUGGGAAGUGUCAAAAGUUGUUUAAAGCCCUGAAAAAUUAAUCUUGGACAUACACAAUAUAUGAAACACUAUGGUUGUUGAUAGUGAGUGACUGAAAGAUCUCCAAAGAUCUCCAGAGACCCCAUCUCAUCACCUCACAUUGGUACCAGCAAUACAUUUCCAUUGAGGUGUAAAAGACCACAUAUACAGAGCGAAUUCUCCACCCUUACAAUCUCUGGUGAACUUCCAUGUGGUUAUACAUAGAACAAGCAGACCCUUUCCUGUGGUUGAAGUAUUUACAUCAGAUUUCUGAACAACUACUAGUUAAGUGUUUUAUAUUCCAAAGUAGCACCUGAAUGUGGCGACAGUGUAUUUGUGUGUGUUUGUGUGCUAACUCAUUUACAGCUUAAUAUUUACAAAAACAACGCAGUAUAACUCAGUACAAACUUGAAACCACACAAAACUGCACUUCGCAAUGCUAAGACAUCACCACCACUUCAUGUUGCUACUUCUUCCUCUCCUGGGGUGUGUGACGGCCAGACGCUGGGUGGUGGUUCAUCUGGCAGAUGGCGGGACAAGUCGACCCAUUCUGGUUGAUCCACUGGGUCAUGAGCACCCAGACCAAGCUAUGCCUGAAGCUUUAGCUCUAAAUGCACCACCACCAGGCACCCAAGAAGAGGAUGCAGGGUCAGCAGGAAAUCACCUGGAUGCUCAUGAAGGAGGGGGACAGAAUGAUAAUAAGGUAGAUGAUAAUAAUCAUGCUUGGGAGGGAGAAACUGGAAUGAGUCAAGAUUCAGAUGAGGAGAUAAUAAAUGAUGCCAUCCAGCUAAACCUUACAUCAACAUCAGAUACAUUAACAACAACAAGUAUAUCAACUUCAACAACCACAUUGACAUCAACCACAUCAACUUCAACAUCAACAUCAACAACCACGUCAACAUCAACAAAAAUUGCCAUAACAACUGCUAAUCAACCUGAGAACACCCAAACCACAACCAACACUCAACAACCACUCCAGCCAUGUCACCUGUCCUGCCUGGAGGCCCUUAACUCCACCCACCUCACGUCUAAUAACACCCUAACCCUGAGUGCGGGCUCCUCCCUUACCUUAGAGUGUCACAUGCCUCUGGUGCCUGAACUCAUCCUAGAAGACAUGCUGUGGCUCUUCCACCCUGGGGGCACCCCUGAGGGCCAGUGUUCCCUCACCCCCAACAAAUAUCUCAACUCCUGUGCAGGCUUUCCAUCAAUUUCAGAAACUGAUGACAGAAAUGAAACUUUUCUGAGACAGACCCUAACUUUCUCUGACUUAGAAACAAACCACACAGGAGACUACAUGUGUCAGGUCCAGGUUACCUGCUGCCCUGGACAACAGCAACACCUCAUGAGCCAGCAGCACAAAGUAAAGGUGAGCGUGAAGAUAUGGUGGGCCGACUAUACCACUGAGCUGGCAGUGACAGGUGUAGUUGCAGCAGUGCUACUGUUGAGCCUGCUGGGUGUGAGUGCAUAUGGCUGGAGACAAAGAAGCAACAACUACUACCCCACGGUGGAGGUGGAGGCUCCAGCUAUCCAUCACCUGCCCUUCAUAGAUGAUCAAGAUACUGACAGUUUCGACAGCAACAUCUCAAAUGAGCGACAUGAAACUGAAGCCAUGCUGACUCAGUAGAACAAAGCUGUAAACCUCUCAAAGAUCUCCACACGGCAUUCACUAGUGCUACCACAGUACAGAACAACGUAAAAGUUUACAAUCUUGAAAAUAGCAUACGACAAGAGUUGCUAACUAAAGUAUCUGGUGUAUAAUUCUGACCUUAAAAAUUAUUUUAAGGGUAAUUACUAAUUAUAACUGCCGAGAUUAAGAAUGUGUGAAGUAUAACUAUAAUAUGUAUGAAAAGUUAUUGUUUCUUGUGAAAUUUAAAAAUAUCUGAGU